UUUUGACUCCAUUUAGUGGUUUAAAUCGUUCUCAACGAGUAUAUAAACCGAGACAACUUUUGUAGCAGCACUACGGAUACGGCAAACCAACACAAAGAUGAAGUUUGUGGCACUUCAUCUUUCCAUCCUCGUGGUCUGCGCAGUGGGUGCUUACUCAAAGGAUGUCGCUGAAGAGAUCAAGGCAGCUGAAGUAAAAGCAGUGCCUGAAGCCAGAAGUGCAGAUCUCGCCUUAGCUUUAGGAGCAGGGAAGACAGCAUUCAAUGCUGACGGCUCCUAUGAAAAGACUUACAAUCUGCCUGGCAACCACGAAAUUAGCGUAGGCGUUGGUAAAGACGGUGCUGGUUUUGGCUACGGUUAUACCACAGAUGAACGCGGUAAUGUCGGUGGCAUUCCAGGGCUUUCUCCAUUAGCCCUUGCUGAAGCCCAUGACGUUAGCGCAAGAGGUUAUGGAUACGGACAUGGUCACGGAGGUCAUGGUGGAGGACAUGGACAUGGCCAUGGUGGAGGACAUGGGCACGGGCAUGGUGAUGGACAUGGUCAUGGUCAUGGUCACGGUCAUGGUCAUGGUCAUGGUCAUGGUCAUGGUCAUGGACAUGGGCAUGGGCACGGACACGGACAUGGGCACGGUCACGGUCAUGGACAUGGACAUGGGCACGGACAUGGACAUGGUCAUGGUCAUGGUCACGGACAUGGGCAUGGGCAUGGACAUGGACAUGGACACGGACACGGACAUGGACAUGGACAUGGUCACGGGCACGGCCACGGCCACGGACAUGGUCACGGACAUGGUCAUGGGCAUGGUCACGGGCACGGUCAUGGUCACGGUCACGGUCAUGGUCACGGCCAUGGACAUGGGCAUGGACACGGACAUGGACACGGUCAUGGACACGGUCACGGUCAUGGUCACGGUCACGGUCAUGGGCACGGACACGGUCAUGGGCACGGACACGGUCAUGGGCACGGACACGGACAUGGUCAUGGACACGGCCAUGGGCACGGACACGGACAUGGUCAUGGACACGGCCAUGGGCACGGACACGGGCAUGGACACGGGCACGGGCACGGACACGGGCACGGACAUGGGCACGGGCAUGGUCACGGACAUGGACAUGGUCACGGUCAUGGACAUGGUCACGGGCACGGACACGGGCAUGGUCACGGACAUGGACAUGGACAUGGACAUGGACAUGGUCACGGACACGGUCACGGUCACGGACACGGACAUGGGCACGGUCAUGGUCACGGACACGGACACGGUCAUGGUCAUGGACACGGACACGGUCACGGUCAUGGACAUGGUCAUGGACACGGACACGGACACGGUCACGGUCAUCAUGGUUAUCAUCUUUAUGGUCGCUCCGGAAACGGAAUCAUCCUUCCUCAUUCCACCUUUGGUACCACAUACGAAAACUCUUACGCCUUCCCUAUUUCCGGAAGAUCUUAUGAAACACCACUUAACCUGGACUCCCAAGAAAUGGCCUAUUUGGAAGGCAUCGUUAAAAACACUUUCGGAAGCCAAUAUGUUCCUAUAGGACGUUCAGCUACAGGCGGAUUAGCCGGAUUUACAGGGCCAGCCGGACAGGACGUACCACUCACUCCAAUUGCCAAAUCACCUUGAAGGAAUGUGAUAUGCUGUCCCUGGUACAACCAGAGCAUCAAAUCUAAUCAUUUAAGGGUCUCUUCUGAGUGGAGGGUGCCUCAGACAGAUGACAGGCCCGCAGCCAGCAAAGAGCAGCAUGUACAUAAGUGGUCUUCCAUGUACAUACUUACACAUGUGCAUGCACGAAGUGCAUAAUGUUGUCAACUUUGUUGUCGCGUGCCAAGAGAUUGAAUGCUGUAUUGAAGCAUGGAAAGAAUAAAAUGUAAUUUAUGAACAUACAAA
Messenger RNA from Stegodyphus dumicola, 1882 nucleotides. RefSeq lists its product as uncharacterized. The record is from RefSeq and is a predicted model, not a curated record. NCBI's taxonomy places the organism in Eukaryota, Metazoa, Arthropoda, Arachnida, Araneae, Eresidae.